Molecule: messenger RNA, 1074 nt
Organism: Budorcas taxicolor (takin)
Lineage: Eukaryota; Metazoa; Chordata; Mammalia; Artiodactyla; Bovidae
Gene: TREX2
Product: three prime repair exonuclease 2
Exons: 1
Coding region: 164-874 (236 amino acids)
Biological process (GO): DNA catabolic process
Cellular component (GO): cytoplasm
Molecular function (GO): nucleic acid binding; 3'-5'-DNA exonuclease activity
Source: RefSeq, a predicted model, not a curated record
GGCCCAUGAGGUAGCCAGAAGGGAAGCCAGAAGGGUCAGGAUCUUGGCCACGGGCAAAGCUGUGGCUGGCCGAGUUCAGGCAUCCCCAUCUCUUCGGCUCCUGUGUCUUCUGCCUCUUGUUUUGGCAGCUGUAGGCUUCCCUGUCUCUGUGAAAACCAUCACCAUGUCCAAGGGACCUCGGGCCAAGACCUUUGUCUUUCUGGACCUGGAAGCCACCGGGCUCCCCAGCGUGGACCCUGAGAUCGCCGAGCUCUCCCUGUUCGCAGUCCAUCGGUCCUCCCUGGAGGACCCCGAGUGCGAUGAGUCUGGGUCCCCCCUGCCACCCCGGGUCAUGGACAAGCUCACACUGUGCAUGAGCCCAAAGUGCCCCUUCACUGCCAAGGCCAGUGAGAUUACUGGCCUGAGCCGUGAGGGCCUGGGCAGGUGCGGGAAGGCUGGCUUUGAUGGCACUGUGGUACAGACGCUGCAGGCCUUCCUGAGCCGCCAGGAGGGCCCUGUGUGCCUGGUGGCCCACAACGGCUUCAAUUACGACUUCCCCCUGCUCUGCACGGAGCUGUGGCGCCUGGGCGCCCACCUGCCCCAGGACACCAUCUGCCUGGACACGCUUGUGGCACUGCAGGACCUGGACCGUGCCCACAGCCAUGGCACUCGGGCCCAGGGCGGUAAGAGCUACAGCCUGGGCAGCCUCUUCUGCUGCUACUUCCAGGCGGAGCCGAGCGCAGCCCACGCUGCUGAGGGUGAUGUGCACACCCUGCUCAUGGUCUUCCUGCACCGCACUGCUGAGCUGCUUGCCUGGGCCGACGAGCAGGCCCUCAGCUGGGCCCACGUGGAGCCCAUGUACGUGCCACCCGAUGACCCGAGGCUCGAGGCCUGAGCCAGGGCGAUGAGGUCCCAGUCCCUGCAGCAGGGCAGCACCAGUGUCUGUGCUGUUCAGACGGGCCCAGACACCUGCCAGGCUUUACCGCAUUCUGGCCCAACCCUAAAACCUUCUCCUGGCCUCUUCCCUGGCCCGGGCGCCAGGGGAGUUGGUUGCUGCUGGCACCCACCUGUCACUCUGUCUUUCAAUAAACACUG